Molecule: messenger RNA, 4203 nt
Organism: Cyprinodon variegatus (sheepshead minnow)
Lineage: Eukaryota; Metazoa; Chordata; Actinopteri; Cyprinodontiformes; Cyprinodontidae
Gene: mntb
Product: max-binding protein MNT-like
Exons: 6
Coding region: 302-2236 (644 amino acids)
Biological process (GO): regulation of transcription by RNA polymerase II
Molecular function (GO): RNA polymerase II cis-regulatory region sequence-specific DNA binding; DNA-binding transcription factor activity, RNA polymerase II-specific; protein dimerization activity
Source: RefSeq, a predicted model, not a curated record
GUGUGUAUUCUCGCGCUCGCUUCGCCAUCUUGUUGCAAUCUUUUUUUUUUUUUUCCUUUUUUUAAAAUACGUAAUUGGGGGGGGAUCUACUUUCUGUUUGGCUGGAUUGGAAAAAAAAAGCUAGCCGCCUGUUUGCUGGAGAACCACACAAGGAGGUUCACACGGGUGUAAGCCCGUGCACGCAACGCUUUAUACCGGGGCACUACUUUCAUUUACCCUCCCCUCUUUUUUCCUUCCCGGACCACCGGGUUCCCUCCCCCCCAUCCCCCAUCCCCGCCCCUGCCGUCAAGGUUUACGCGAAAUGAGUAUCGACACACUUUUGGAGGCAGCCAGGUACCUGGAAUGGCAAGCCGAGCAACAACAAACCAGACUCGAGGACGAGCCGUGUAAAGAGAAGGAGGCCGUCAGCACACAGGCCGAGUCUAAACAUGUGGACCUUGUGGCGUCACCUCUGCCUGUCAGAGCCAACCACAAUGCUUGGGCCGACGACGCUCAGCGCCAGCAGCCGCAUCUCCCUCCUGCCCCGCCGCCCCAUGCCCUCCCACCUUCACAAGUUCCCAUUGCCGUCAUCCCAAUGGUCCCAGUCGUCAAUGCGACGCCAUCUGUCCCCCCCCUUCCACUUAUGACGCCGAUUGCAGCGGCUGCAACGUCGCUCAGCAGCCCCCUGCCUGUCAAGCAGGAGAGCAUCUCCCCCUCUCCGGAGCAAAAGCCGCCGCCAACCUCUCAUCACCUGUUGUGCUCCCCCCAGAUCAAAAUGGAAUCCGUCCAGCAGCAAAUGGACAUAAAGCCCACUCUGUCACAGCCUCAGGUACAGAUUCAAUACCCAGCCUCUCAUCACCUGUUGUGCUCCUCCCAAAUCAAAAUGGAACCCGUCCAGGAGCAAAUGGACAUAAAGCCCACUCUGUCACAGCCUCAGGUACAGAUUCAAUACCCAGCCUCUGUUAAUACCAACGGCUCUGGCUCCCAUCAUGCACUGGUUCCCCAUCACGCUCUACCCACGCCUCAGCCCCGCCCUAACGGAGUGACAAUAGAGGAUAUGAGGGGGAUGGAGGUGAAGAGGAGACCUGGAGGAGCGGGAACCAGAGAAGUGCAUAAUAAGCUGGAGAAGAACAGGAGAGCACACCUGAAGGAAUGUUUCGAGACGCUAAAGAAGAACGUCCCUAACGUGGAUGAAAAGAAAACCUCUAACCUCAGUGUUCUGCGCAGUGCACUCCGCUACAUACAGACCCUGAAACGUAAGGAGAAGGAGUUUGAACACGAGAUGGAGCGUUUGGCCAGAGAGAAGAUCGCCACGCAGCAGCGGCUGGCCGAGCUGAAGAACGAGCUCAGCCAGAGCAUGAAUGUCAUGGAGAUCGACAGAGUCCUCAGACAGACCAUCCAGCCGGAGGACGACCAGGCCUCCACCUCUACCGCUUCAGAGGGCGAAGACAACUACGACCAGGACACAGAUGAGGAGGCCGCCGCCCGUCCUGCUGUCCCAGCCCUCCCUAAACCAGCACCCCACAUCUUACAGGCCCAGCCGCUCCUGGCUUCGCACCUGUCCAUCCAGCACGCCACUCUACCUCUCUCUGGAGUCCUCACCACGCCCGCUCCCUCUGGACCUCCUCCCCCUCAAGCCAUCGCCCCUGCUCCCCCCGCUGGCCCCCCUCCUCACCCACAGCUUCCCCUUCAACCUCCCACCGUUCAGGUCCAGCCAACCGUCAUCGCUCACGCCGCAGUCUCACACCCGUCAGUCAUCCACUCUGUCAGUCACACCCUUCCUGCCAAUCACAAACAUUUAACCCACAUAGCCCCCUCUCCUCGUCCUGCCUCCUCCACCCCUCAGCCCAUCGCAGCGGCGGCGGCGGCACCAGUCACCGCUACUCACCAGCACAUAGCUCAGCCCAUAGGACACAUCACUGUCCACCCGGUGGCUCACCUGGGGGCUCCCCUCACAUCCCACCUCCCGACUCUCUACCCCCAGGGGGUUCCCGUCAGCCACCCCACGGUGGUGGGCCACAUCACCCACACCUUCACCCACCACGCCCUGCCCCACGUCCAGGCCGGCCCUCAAGCUAACACUAACGGGGCGCAGGUGAACAGCACAGCCGUGGUGAGCCAGGGGAGCCAAUCGCUGGGGAAACCCACGGCGGUGCUGGCCCCGCACCCUCAGCUGGUCGGGCAGGCUGCUGUCCUUAACCCCGUUACCAUGGUUACAGUCCCAUCCUUCCCCGUCAGCACGCUCAAACUGGCCUAGAAAAGGAAAACGGACCAAACGGAGAGGGGAGAUGGAUUCAGACAUUCUUUUUUUUAAAUCUGGAUUCAGAUCAUUUCUGACAGCAGUUGGUUUUUGGACGUGUAGUGAUGAGAAACGCUGUGAUUUUUUCUUUUUUUUUUUUAUAUAUUAACAGCCCUGCUGACAGAAACAUCACUGCAGACUCCCUGGGUUCAGAAAACAAGGCUGUGACAUUUGCUUUUGUUGCAAAGCUAGGAAUUUAGUUUGACCUUUCCGCUUCCUUCCUUCCUUCCUUCCUUCCUAAUUCCUUUCCUCAGCAACCAGAAGCACUAACACAAUAUUCCCAGCUCACACUCAGGCAUCUGACUCUUCCUAUCCCCAUUCAUCCUGUCAUUCAGUCAACGGUAAAGCCGUCAUGCGCUGUUAUACUAGCCUCCGCACUAAUGAGGAGGAGAAACUUGAUACAUUUUUUUUUUUUUAAUCCCGUCAUGAUUUUUUAUCCCCUCAUGUCCUCCAGCUUCACCCAAAUCUGAAGUUCCUGAACUAAAACAUCAGAAAGGAAACAUGCUUGAUCAGAUGAAAUAUGCCCUCCUCCUAUACAGCAGCCAGGAAAAGCCUCUGUCCCUAUUUAACACAUUCCCUCUGAUCUCAACCCCCCAACCUGUUUGAGUUGCUGGCUGUUAGAACAGCGCCCCCUGCUGCAUUACUGCAGAGCUUGCAUUGAGAGCCAUGAGUGCCACAAUUGAAUGAAGUUAUUAAGGAAUAAAUGAUUUUUUUUGUUACUGUUUCAUUUUUUAGAUUGAAUUUGAGGCACUUUUGGAGCUCCAUAGCCUUGGAGCGUGACGCACUCCUUUCAGCUCUGAUAAUUGGGCUCAAAUAUCAGUGGAAACUGAACCUUUUCAAGAGUCCCAAAUAUUUUCUUUUUCCCCAUCAAACAGCUGUUCAAUUGAAGAUUGCAGAAAAUAUCCAUCAUUUAGUUUUUAAAACUAAAUCAAUUUGUGUUUCUUUAGAUUACAAAUAAUUAGAAAAAAAAUUUUUUUGUUUAAAUUUAGCAUAAUUAUGAAGUUGCGAUUCCCAUACGUGAUUAAAUUAGUGCGCGUUUUGCCUUGAAGGUUUUUGUGCACAAACACUUCCAGCCUAAACGCAUCAGUCUCUCAUUAAUGUUAAUCUCUCCCUGCAUUAUGACUGUAAAUGUGACUAUAUGUUUUAUAUAUUCUCUGCUAUGAUUAAUCCUACUGUACCUGUAGCAUGGCUGUUUGUCGGUUGUGCCGUUUGCCCCAUGCAUGAUGUGUGUAUGUUUGUGUGUGUGUGUGUAGCUGUUAGCAGGUUAUUUUUUUACACAGAUCUAUGAGAUGCGCCUGUUUGAAUGGUAUCGUGCGUGCCUAUACUCAGUUUCCCUGAACACUGUGACAACUCUGGCUAAACGCGUAUUUGAGUGAACGGAGGAUUUAUGUCUUUUUCCGACAAUUCUUUAUUUUAUUUUUUAUUUUUUUUAAUUGGACUGUGAUGCUGAGUGGAAAAAUAAAAAAAAGGAGGAAAAAAUCCUGUUAAUCUUUUCUGGAUAAAAUAAUAAUGUCUAAUAAUGAAAUGGAGUUUUUUAAUAUUUGUAUGUAUGGAAGUUUUGUAGCCUUGUGAUCGUACGCAUGUUUCAGCAUAUGAGUGUAUGCCUCCUAAACGCUUGAUUUCUUUUGUUUUGCAUGUAGGUUGCAGUUCAGUUCCUUAUCUUUUAAAAGAAAAAUACCUUUUAAUGUUUUGUUUUUCUCGGGACCAUGUACAAUACUGUAUAACGUGGGCAGAAUCUUGGACCUCAUGCUACAUUGAUAUUAUAUAUGAAAUAUAAAAAAAAACAUGUUUUCCCUAUGGAGAAAGUUAAAGUUAUAUCGCCUGUACACUUUGGGCUGCCUUUUAGAUCUCACUGUCCACUGUUGAAAAUAAACGAUAAUGAAAAUGAAUAAAAAAACAUAUUAAUAAUGAAGAAUUAUGCUGAU